UCCAGAGCAACGUGGCUUAAUUAAUUAAACAAAAACUUCGAGUUCUCCGUCUUUCUUGGAGACAAACGAGCGUUUCUUGAACUAUCCAGCGCAUACCCAUCUUUUUUAAAGCUAUGUUCAUAAAUACCCGUCAAAUCUACAGUUCUUUCAGCAGCAUUUCAUUGCUUGGAUUGGAAGCACCCAUUUAGCUUUGUAGAGCCUUCCAAUGGCAAUUCUUUCUCCAACUUCCUCUGUUUCAAAGCAACCCUUAUCCUCUCCACCCUUGAUUCAAGCCUCCAAUUCCAUAAUUUCAUCACUGAGUCCACAGACAAUCUUUGGUUCCACAGGGAAAUUAGGUGGAGUUGAGCAGACCCAUUUGAAAUUGUGCGCUAACCUGAACAAUUCAGGCUUGAAACUGAAGGCUUCAAUAGAGGUUCCAGGGCUGACCAGGGAAUCUAAAAGCGGGAAGUUAGAGAGCCCUGCAAUAACUAAAAAUGAUAGUGACUUAUUUGACGAGAUGAAGCAGCGGUUUUUGAGUUUCAAAAAGCAUAAAUAUAUGGAAAACCAGGAAUACUAUGAAAAUCUUGCCAAGGGUCAAGCACCUAAGUUUAUGGUGAUUGCUUGUGCAGACUCCAGGGUUUGCCCCUCAAGCAUCCUGGGAUUCCAACCAGGAGAAGCAUUUGUAGUACGCAAUAUUGCAAAUAUGGUCCCCUCAUAUGAGAAUGGACCAUCUGAAACAAAUGCUGCUCUAGAAUUUGCUGUAAAUUCUCUUAAAGUUGAAAACAUUUUAAUUAUUGGCCACAGUUGCUGUGGAGGUAUUCGUGCACUAAUGAGCAUGCAUGAUGAUGUAGAGACAAGUAGCUUCAUUGGAAGUUGGGUGGGGAAUGGGAUGAAUGCAAGAUUAAGAACAAAGGCUGCUGCCUCCAAUCUCAGUUUUGACCGGCAGUGCAGACAUUGUGAGAAGGAAUCAAUCAACUUGUCUUUUGGAAAUCUACUCACUUACCCGUGGAUAGAAGAAAAAGUGAAGAAUGGUGAACUCUCUAUUCAUGGUGGAUACUAUGACUUUGUUGACUGUAUAUUUGAGAAAUGGACGCUGGAUUACAAUGCAAGCAAUUGGAAGGAGGAAAGUGGCCAAGUUGCAAUAAAGAACAGAACAUUUUGGUGCUAAAUCUAUCUCUGCUUUCUAUGUUGUAUUAUUAUGUAUUUUUACUCGUCUUCUGGUUUGUCCCUUUUGUUAAUAGAUAUCAUAACAGUUGAAGGAUAAUGUUAUGCCCUUGAAUAGAAGGGAAUAACUACCAUAUUGUAUUGUGUUGUAAACUUGAAAUUUUAUUUUUCUUAUUCUGUUGUAGUCUUAGCUUUGUCGACUCUACCACCUUUAUGCACCAUGGCCCAUUUGGCAGAAAUAAUUUGCAAUUGCUGUUUCUAAUA
Manihot esculenta (cassava) is the source of this 1407-nucleotide messenger RNA. RefSeq names its product beta carbonic anhydrase 5, chloroplastic. The record is from RefSeq and is a predicted model, not a curated record. Lineage: Eukaryota; Viridiplantae; Streptophyta; Magnoliopsida; Malpighiales; Euphorbiaceae. The transcript is spliced from 9 exons. Gene Ontology annotation, biological process: carbon utilization. Bases 206 to 1147 code for a protein of 313 amino acids. Gene Ontology annotation, molecular function: carbonate dehydratase activity; zinc ion binding.